This is a messenger RNA of Penicillium maclennaniae, 1059 nucleotides long. RefSeq lists its product as uncharacterized. The record is from RefSeq and is a predicted model, not a curated record. The coding region runs from base 1 to 1059 and encodes 352 amino acids. The transcript is spliced from 2 exons. NCBI's taxonomy places the organism in Eukaryota, Fungi, Ascomycota, Eurotiomycetes, Eurotiales, Aspergillaceae.
AUGAGUUUUCUCGACUCCGUUCUCACGUCUCUCCAGACGGGGAAGCCGUCGCCAGUUCCCCUUUCUCAACCAGCGGCGCCACCAGCUACGUCCUCGGCUGUUAAGAAAGUAGAGCGCAAACCUGCCACUCCCACGCCACGGCCAGCACCGAGUGUGAAUAGCAGUGGAGGAACAAAGCGCAAGGCUGAGGAUCAGCUUCCUCAACCGUCGCGACCUGAAGCUCCAAAAGCCGGAUCUUCGUCCACCCACAAGGCUCCUGCUCCGCCUGGGGUACUCAGAACUUUGUCUAAACCGGCCCCCGCUACAACUUCCAAGCCUGCAUCGCCCAAGCCUGCCCCAAGAAAUGGCCCCAGUCCUGCCAUCAAGACGGCAACUGCGAAACCUACACCCAUGAAGUCUGCACCUGCGAAACCUGCUCCGAAGCCUUCUGCGGUUCCAUCGAAGGCACCUCCCAAGGGCUCUUUCGCCGAGAUCAUGGCCCGAGCCAAGGCAUUGCAGGAUCAAGCCCCAGCACAAGUUGGCAUGUUACGUCACCAAGCAGUGCCUAAGGAGAGACUGAGCAAAGUCGAGCGCAAGCGCCGCAUGAUGGAAGCUCAGGCGCAAGAGAAAGCUGCUCGUCGUCCAGGCCAGAAGCCCGCACCUGGUGCCCCGCCUGUGAAGGGCAAACCAGGCGUGAAAAAGGAACCUGAGGGUCCGACUUACAAGGGCACAGCUAAGCCACCACCUCAAGCACCCGAAGGACUCUCAUACCGCGGCACAGCCGGCCUUCCAGGCCGUGGUGGGAAUGACCGCCGGGCUCACGGCAAGCGUCGGAGGGAUGAAUACCUCGGGACGGACGAGGAAGACGAGGGCGAAUACGGUGGCUACGACGAUUAUUACUCCGACGCAUCCUCCGACAUGGAAGCUGGUUUCGAGGAUGUGGCAGGCGAAGAAGAUGCUGCGCUUAGAUCUGCGCGCCUGGAAGACGAAAAGGAGCUGGCCCUGGAGAUGGCAGCAAAGUUGGAGAAGCAGGCGCGGCAGAAGAAGUUGGCUGCUCUUGCAAACCGGACCAAGCGUUGA